Messenger RNA from Cloeon dipterum, 1475 nucleotides. Its product is annotated as distal membrane-arm assembly complex protein 2. The transcript has 4 exons. The coding region runs from base 157 to 1011 and encodes 284 amino acids. The record is from RefSeq and is a predicted model, not a curated record. Lineage: Eukaryota; Metazoa; Arthropoda; Insecta; Ephemeroptera; Baetidae.
GGGCGGCGCCCGUGGACCAACAACACAAAAGCAGGAGAUCACCUGGUUAGCCCUCUCCGCAAAACACGCGCUUUCAGCGCCGCGCCUGUCGAAGGACUUGCAGAAGGUCCAGAAUAGAGUCCUAAAAAACAAAGGCAUCCGGAAAUCGGUUGCACAAUGAUGUCGUAUUCAACCAUGAGCGCAAUCUCCAGACAACGACGGGCUGUACAGUAUUUAGCCACAAGUAGCCGAAGUUUCAAUGCUGCAGCACGAGAUAAAGAGCCUGUAGAGCAAUCAAACCCCGUAGAAAACCAGUACUAUAAGUGGAGAAAGCCGUGGACAGAAGUUGAUGGAUACCAACCGAGUCAAAUAGGAUUGUUUUUCCCGCACGGCGCCAAUGUUAACUUUUUGAAAAUCAUGCAGAAAAAAUACGACUUCAGUCCGAAGGGAUUCAUGAAUUGGGUAGAAAAAAUGAAACUCGACCGGGAGAAGUUUAGGCAAAGAUACAUCCCUGAGAGGCACAGGAUUCUUGGGCCUGACUUGGCCACUGCACACUUCAUUGUGUUUCGAGGCGGCUCUGUCCGAUUUCACAACGGCAACAAGUGGAUCAAGGAGGACGAAGAGGGAAACAUGAACCUGCCGUCAAACUUCGUCCCAGAUGUUCACCUGGAGGCGGUCGACGCUUCCAACCUCAAUUUAAUGUACGACGCGCUACAGAAUUUUGUCUUUCUUGAGAAGCUCAAGUGGCUGAGUUUUGCGAACAACAAGUACUUGGAUGAUUGGUUUCUGGACAAACUCAGUGGCGAAUUCAACGCACUUGAGUACUUGGACAUAAGCGGCUGUAAAAGAGUGACCCACAAGGGAAUUUCGAUUCUGCACAGGUUGGAAAAUCUAAAGGAGCUGCACGUUGCAGACAUGUCCUCUGAAGUUGAGUUCAAGCUGGCCUGUCUGUCAUUACAAGAGUCAAAACCGCAGCUAGAAAUUCGGGGCCUUGAUCUUUCCGACGCUGAAGGUGACGAGAACAAAAACUAGUGUAUUUUCAAUCCAAUAAAUUAUUUUAACUGUUUCAACUAAAAGGCUUUUAAACCUAUAAGGGUGGGAAAUCAAUGUUGCGUAGUUAUGUGUUUUUAUUUUUUAUUUCUAGAAGUAAUAAAAUGAUAAGAUUUCCAGCAGUCAGCAGUAAUAAUGGCUAGUCGAAACCAAAUGAGUACAAUGUUCGCGACUGAUUCUGUUAGCCUGAUCUGUCGAUGGAAAUGAAAAGAGUAGCCCGUGGUACUCUGCUACAACAAUAAAUACAAACAUCGUAAAUGUACUUUUUUCAUACUUUUUUAAGUAAGGAGCGAUUUUAGUUAUACACAAGAUUUGAAAAAUACCCCAUGGUUCACCUGAGAGUCGAAUGCAAUUAAACGACAUAAUAGCCUUUUGAUUAAGCACAAAGGGAAAAUGCAAGAAGUCAACGGUUUGUAUGCAAUUUCAGUAACAAAAAAGGAGGGGGG